Molecule: messenger RNA, 537 nt
Organism: Cryptococcus amylolentus CBS 6039
Lineage: Eukaryota; Fungi; Basidiomycota; Tremellomycetes; Tremellales; Cryptococcaceae
Exons: 5
Coding region: 1-537 (178 amino acids)
Source: RefSeq, a predicted model, not a curated record
AUGGAAGGACAAAUCGACAACGCUAAGAAGUUCCUCAACAGCGACGAGGGCAAGGGUGUCAAGGAGCAGCUCUUUGGCGGGUCCAGCGGCAACGAUCAAAACGCCUCUUACGAUGCCCAAGGCAACAAGGGCGCUGAAGGCCAAUUCGGCCAGCAGGGCCAAUUUGGUGCUGUCACCGGCGGCGGCUUUGGCGGCGGGCUCGCCAAGAAUGCUCAGGGCGAGCACACCAACCAGGGCCAGAGGGACAGUCCUUACGAGGGUAUCCACAAUGACGACAGUACCUCCAGUGGUGGCUACGGUCAGAACGCCCAGGGCGGCGCCUUCUCCAGGCAAAAUCAGCUUGGCGCGGACAACCACAACAACUACAACCCAGGAGGUGUAUCGGACGACAAUGAGGGCAGCAAGACGGGGUACAGUACCCCUGGCUACAGGAGGGAAGACGAAGAUGAGGAGCAGCUCCGGGCUCGGAACCAAAACGUGUAUGGCCAACAGUCGGAUGAACGUGGGAGCAAAGACAAUGACUAUCACGAGAUUUGA